GAUUACAGUUCCCGCCAUCAGCCGUUCUCCCUGUCUUGAGGGAGUGAGCGACCUCGCUCUUUCGGACUGGCGUCUCUCUCUUUUUUGUUUGUCCCGGGCUGCUCCUCUUCUUCGUGAACUCUGUGCUUCCAGCAGACUUGUCCCGGAGUUGCAGACCUUCCGGCUCAGCUGAGUUGAUGGCUCCUGGAGAACUGGCAUAGCUGCAGAAUAUGAGUAGUUUCCCAAGAAGAACGCACUGCCUUUGGCACAAGGAGCAGAAUAAAAGGUGAAAUGGUAUUACAUAGGGUUUUUCAGUAAAAAACCUAUCAGGUGAAUGUAUAUUUUUGCUUUAUACUUCGGCUAGAAGCAAUUUAUUUUUAAAGAAAAUGUCUCCUCUGAAGAUACAUGGUCCUGUCAGAAUUCGAAGUAUGCAGACUGGAAUUACAAAGUGGAAAGAAGGAUUUUUUGAAAUUGUGGAAAAAGACAAUAAAGUCAGCCUAGUAGUUCAGUAUAAUACUGGAGGAAUUCCAAGGAUAUUUCAGCUAAAUCAUAAUAUUAAAAAUGUGGUGCUUCGACCCAGUGGAGCAAAACAAAGCCGCCUAAUGUUAACUCUGCAAGAUAACAGCUUCUUGUCUAUUGAUAAAGUACCGAGUAAAGAUGCAGAGGAUAUGAGGUUGUUUCUAGAUGCAGUCCAUCAAAACAGACAUACAGCCAAUAAAACACCUCAAGGAUCUGGUAGUUUUGGAGCCAUUCUAAGCAGCAGGGCAUCGCAGAAGGAAACGAAUAGACAACUUUCUUAUUCAGACAAUCAGGCUUCUUCAAAAAGAGGAAGUUUGGAAACUAAAGAUGAUAUUCCAUUUCGAAAAGUUCUUGGUCAUCCAGGUAGAGGACCGAUUAAGACUGUACCAGGAAGUGGAAUAGCUAUUCCUCGGACAAUUCCUUCUUUAUCACCCACAUCACCUCUUAGAUCAGGAUUGUUAGAAAACCGCACUGAAAAGAGGAAAAGAAUGUUAUCAUCUGGUUCAGAGCUGAAUGAAGAUUAUCCUAAGGAAAAUGAUUCAUCAUCGAAUAACAAGGCCAUGACAGAUCCCUCACGAAAAUACUUAACCAGCAGUAGAGAAAAGCAGCUGAGCUUGAAACAGUCAGAAGAAAAUCGGACCUCAGGACUUUUACCUUUGCAAUCAUCAUCAUUUUAUGGUAGCAGAGCUGGCUCCAAGGAUUACUCUUCUGGCAGCACUAACCUAGAUAGGACUAAUGUUUCAAGCCAGACUCCCUCUGCCAAAAGAAGUUUGGGAUUUCUUCCUCAGCCAUCGCCUCUUUCUGUGAAGAAACUGAGAUAUAACCAGGAUUACACUGGCUGGAACAAACCAAGAGUGCCCCUUUCUUCUCACCAACAGCAUCAACUACAGGGAUUUUCCAACUUGGGAAAUACAUGCUAUAUGAAUGCUAUUUUGCAAUCUCUGUUUUCACUCCAAUCAUUUGCAAACGACUUACUUAAACAGGGUAUCCCAUGGAAGAAAAUUCCACUUAAUGCACUUAUUAGACGCUUUGCACACUUGCUUGUUAAAAAAGAUGUCUGUAAUUCAGAGACCAAAAAAGAAUUACUCAAGAAGGUUAAAAAUGCCAUUUCAGCUACAGCAGAAAGAUUCUCUGGUUAUAUGCAGAAUGAUGCUCAUGAAUUUCUAAGUCAGUGCCUAGACCAACUAAAAGAGGAUAUGGAAAAGUUAAAUAAAACUUGGAAGUCUGAGCCUGUUCUUGGAGAAGAAAAUUCACCAGAUAUUUCAGCUACCAGAGUAUACACUUGUCCUGUUAUUACUAAUUUGGAGUUUGAGGUUCAGCACUCCAUCAUUUGUAAAGCGUGUGGGGAAACUAUUCCCAAAAGAGAACAAUUUAAUGAUCUCUCCAUUGACCUUCCUCGAAGAAAAAAACCACUCCCUCCUCGUUCAAUUCAAGAUUCUCUUGACCUUUUCUUUAGGGCAGAAGAACUUGAAUAUUCUUGUGAAAAGUGUGGUGGAAAGUGUGCUCUUGUCAGGCACAAAUUUAACAGACUUCCCAGAAUCCUCAUUCUUCAUUUGAAACGAUAUAGCUACAAUGUGGCCCUCUCACUUAACAACAAGAUUGGACAGCAAGUCAUCAUUCCAAGAUACCUGACCUUAUCAUCUCAUUGCACUGAAAAUACAAAACCACCUUUUACUCUUGGUUGGAAUGCACAUAUGGCAAUUUCUAGACCAUUGAAAGCCUCUCAAAUGGCGAAUUCCUGCAUCACCAGCCAUUCUACACCUUCAAAGAAAUUCACCUUCAAAUCCAAGUACUCCUUAGCUUUAUGCCUUGAUUCAGACAGUGAAGAUGAACUCAAACGUUCUGUGGCCCUUAGCCAGAGACUUUGUGAAAUAUCAGGCAAUGAAGAGCAGCAAGAAGACCUGGAAAAAGAUGCAAAACUAUGCAAAACAGAGUCUGAUAAGUCUGAAUUGGAGAACUCAGGCUUUGACAGGAUGAGUGAAGAAGAGCUGCUAGCAGCUGUCUUAGAGAUCAGUAAGAGAGAAGCUUCACCAACACCCAGUCAUGAAGAUGAUGAUAAACCAACUAACAGCCCUGACACUGGAUUUGCAGAAGAUGAAGUUCAAGAAUUGCCUGAGAAUCCAGACACUGUGGAAACUGAGAAGCCCAGAGCAGUAUCAGAGCCAGAGCCUGCUAGUUUUACUGAGAUAACCAAAGAUUGUGAUGAGAAUAAAGAAAACAAAACUCCAGAAGGAUCUCAGGGAGAGAUUGAUUGGUUCCAGCAGUAUGAUAUGGAACAUGAAAGAGAAGAACAAGAGCUCCAGCAGGCAUUGGCUCAGAGCCUUCAAGAGCAAGAAGCUUGGGAACAGAAAGAAGAUGAUGACCUCAAAAGAGCUACAGAAUUAAGUCUUCAAGAGUUUAAUAACUCCUUUCUGGAUGCACUGGGCUCAGAUGAAGACUCUGGCAAUGAGGAUGUUUUUGAUAUGGAGUACACCGAAGCAGAAGCAGAGGAACUGAAAAGAAAUGCUGAGACGGGAAAUCUCCCCCAUUCCUACCGACUCAUCAGUGUCGUCAGUCACAUUGGUAGCACCUCUUCUUCAGGUCAUUAUAUUAGUGAUGUGUAUGAUAUAAAGAAGCAAGCCUGGUUCACUUACAAUGACCUUGAGGUAUCUAAAAUCCAAGAGGCUGCUGUGCAGAGUGACCGGGAUCGGAGUGGUUACAUCUUCUUUUAUAUGCACAAGGAGAUCUUUGAUGAGCUGCUGGAAACAGAAAAGAAUGCUCAGGCACUCAGCAUGGAAGUGGGGAAGACUGCCCGUCAAGCCUCAUGAAGACAGACUCUGGGUUGGCAAUGUGCAUUUUCUCUCCCACUGCCACCUAACCUUUACUCUGCCCAAAGAGAAUUUGGAAUUCUCCUUGAUGCAGGAGCAACAGACAGCUCAGGGCAAAAACAAAAGACAAAAUUGCGGAGUGUUCCAUGGUAUUUAAUGGAAACUGGUCUCAUCUGUAGCUGAUAGUCCUCUUUUUCUCCUACGAGAGUGGCGCUUCCUUUUGUCUUAGACAUACAUAUUGUAAAUAUAUAUAUAUAUAUACAUACAUAUAUGUACAUAAAGACACACACACAUAUAUGGAAUGAAUGGAGCCUUAAAGAGUUCAGGUGAACCACCCAUGUAAGCCUGCUUGCCAUUAAAAGCACAGCAGUUUGGAGGAUAAGUCAGAGAAUCAGAGUCUAUUCACCUGAGAAAUGUGUGAAUGUAUACAUAUCAGUUGGCUUUUAAACUUUUAUGUUCCUUGAGAAUUUUCACUCAACUCUGUGACCUUUUGUGUGUGUAUCUUUGAGUAAAGUUCACCGGAAAGCCAGCUCUCCAUGUUACACUAAUGAUGGUUUGUUGUCCUUGCAAGAGGCAUUUCUGUCACUUAACUUGAGGUUUUUGUUCUCCUUGAUUUUAUGGGUCUCAUGCCCAUGCUGUUUAUUUACAAUUCUGAAGAAAUGGAUUGUUGGUGCUUUGGAAUGUGUUAUGGCCCCACAUCUGGUGUUCAUUGUACAUUUCACAUUUUCUUUAAAGAGAUUUCUUCACAUACUGUUCCUCAUAUUUGUCUCUAUUAUUAAGAUGGAAUCGUGUCUUUUCUUCUGUAUCAUCCUUCCGUGGAGCAGGCAUAACCUUAGUGAGUUUUGACCAAAACUUUAAAAGGUAGAGAGAUAAUAUUGCUCCAGUUGGGACUUUCCAACAGAGAUGAUAAGGGUAAGAAAAAGCAGAGAGACAUCAAGCAGUGUGCUGCUGUGUUACAGCUCAAACUCUAAUCUGCUAAAGCUAAACAAAAGCUAAAGAGCUCUGGGAACAAAAGUGAAAUUAAGUACACGAGCUGUAGGUCAGAGCUUGACUAAGGGGCAAAGCCAAACAGUAAAUGAUCAAAGCAGGGUGAGAAUUAAAAUGUGACCGAUUUUGGUAAUCCUAAAAACUAACAAAUAACAAAGAUGCAAUAUAUAUAGCCACACACAAACACACUUUAUUAGGUGCUCUUAAGUUGAGACAGAGUGGGGAUGCAAUAUAAAGUUGUAUGGUUAGUCACUUAGCCAACAUAAGCAGCUUAUGGAAUCAUAUAAAGAAUGAGUUUGAGAGAAAUAUGUGAGCCCAGAUGUCGUUAGGCCUAUACAGAAUUAAGAAUACAAAAUGAAAUCUUUCAUUAUUUUCUUUCUUGUGUUUUCUUAUUUUGAUUAUAAGUGAGAGGAUUACUCUUCAGGUAGGGAUGAAACCAUAUCAGGUUUCAAGGGCAGGAACAUUGGAACCCAUCAUCAUUGAAGAUGUAAGCAUCUUAGAUGGAAGAUUGCCCUUGGAGAACUUCAGCCUGACUCUUAGAACCUGGGUGUGUUCUGGUAUAGUGAUUGAUAUUCUGAACUUUUGGAUCUUUGAAUUCUAAAUGGCCUGGCACUUUAGUUAACUACCAACGAAUGCUUUGCCUCCUGCCAUCUACCUACAUCUACCUUCAUCUUAGUGAUGAUCCACAGUGAUACUGGUACUAGAAUAUGCAGGAGUGCUUUAGAACAGUAUUUGUUUUAAAAACUAACAUUUAAAGUUUUGUUUCAGUUCUGCCAGAAGCCUCACUUUGUCUUGUUUUGCUUGAAAACAACUGAUUGUCUCAUAGAUGAGUGAAGUGAUGAUUAUGUUCUUAAGCUGUUGUCCUCUCUAUAGUUGAGAGUGUUGGGAAUGAUUUGGAGUGACAUCUGCAGAAAUUACGCCAUAAGCCUAGACUGCCUUGAGGAGCUGCUUCAUUUUUAAUCUAUUUCAUGGCUUGAUUAUAUGUGUAGCUUUGAAGUAUACUCAAAAGAGUCUUCAUAUCUUGGGCAGGACUUGUUAGUUGGAAAUAGGUUAUUAGAAGAUAAGAGUUUUUCACUGCUCAUUCUUGCAAAUUUGGGACUUGAGUUUUACUAUCUGUUCAUUCUUGUGGCCUUGUCAGCCUUUUCCUUCCUUCUCUCCUUUAACUUAUUCAUUUGACUACAAAUGGAGCUUGCAGCUAUCCUGUGUUUGAGUUUAAAGGUAUAAAUAAAUAUAUUUCUUUUUUUU
Molecule: messenger RNA, 5537 nt
Organism: Dipodomys spectabilis (banner-tailed kangaroo rat)
Lineage: Eukaryota; Metazoa; Chordata; Mammalia; Rodentia; Heteromyidae
Gene: Usp37
Product: ubiquitin specific peptidase 37
Exons: 25
Coding region: 366-3305 (979 amino acids)
Biological process (GO): protein deubiquitination
Molecular function (GO): cysteine-type deubiquitinase activity
Source: RefSeq, a predicted model, not a curated record